AUGGUCUCUAACAAGAAGCGGCUUUACGUUGCUCUCUACCCAAGCGGGGUUGUUGAUAACAACGAGCGCAAAUACCAUUGGGGGUUUCUCAUAGGGCCCAAGAACGAGGCCACGGGACAAACUCCCGGUUUGCGAUGCCAUGUCAAGAACCAUCCCGUUGCCGGUUGGGUAUACGAGGAAGUCGAACUUCCAAAUUUGAAAAGCACCAACAAUCUCCUCGCGCGGCUUGUCGUUGCAAAAGUUGAAGACGAAAAACAUCUCUUGAAGACCUUGAGGGAAACAGCCGUCAUCCAAGAUGACUUCAACUUUCGCUGCCGAACUUGGAUGGCAGACGCGUUGUACAGGAUAUCGAAAGCCGAACCAAGGGUCGUCGGAACGUCAGAGUUGGACUGGAGCAGGAUAGAGCAAAAUGCCAGGCGCUAUGUGGAAAACAAAGUGGCAGCAGGGAGAUAUCUAGAGGCAGAGCGCAUGUUAGAGCCAAAGCCAACGUGGGACAUGAUGGAGCAGAGAGAGAUCAUACCCUAG
This is a messenger RNA of Metarhizium album ARSEF 1941, 525 nucleotides long. RefSeq lists its product as uncharacterized. Bases 1 to 525 code for a protein of 174 amino acids. The transcript has 2 exons. NCBI's taxonomy places the organism in Eukaryota, Fungi, Ascomycota, Sordariomycetes, Hypocreales, Clavicipitaceae. The record is from RefSeq and is a predicted model, not a curated record.